GUAAACAAGUAAAGUAGUCGUAGGGGUGGAAUCAAGUACAGAUGGUCCACAGGAGGAUGUUUCUGAGUUUGUUCCCUCUUCCUUCCUUCUUCAACUCACAUCUCACGCUUCUCUCUGCUGAAAACCAAGCAUGAAAUAAUAAACACGCGUUUCCACCCUUCCACAAUGCCAAUGCUGCUUCAACGCAUCGUCGUCACUCUCUUGGCGCUUCUUCUACGCCUCGCCUCCGCCACCGCCACCGCACCUUGCCGAUUCACCUUUCUCGAUGGAAACAAACUCUACAAUUACUCCCUCUCUUCUCCCAUACGCAACUUCCCCCACGGCAUCCUCAGCGAAGACGGAUUUUACAAAGUAGCAGUAAACGAGACCACUCUUUGGUUUCAGCUUUGCGAUGGAAUGAUUUUCAAUCAUGACCCUCCAAUAUGUGCUGACUGUUCGGAUUGUGGAGGGCCAAAACGUUGUGGGAUGGAGUGCAAUGCCCUUAUAGCAAACAAAAUUGGAGGUUAUCAUGUAUGCACAGCCAUAGGACGGGGCUCAAAAAUAGAUGUUGAUAUCAUUGAUAAGAAAAAUCCCCACACUGGUGUAAUUGUUAAAAUGUCAAGCCUCGGCCCCAAAUACAACUGUUCGCUAGCUGUGUCUGUUCUUUGCAAUUUAAAUGGACUGCAAGGACCGCAAGCUCUGGAGAGAUCAGGGACCUGUGAUUAUGUUACAGAGCUAAAGCACCCAUCUGGUUGUGCCAUGAUCGUAAAUGUUCAUGGAGGAGGGUGGGGGUGGUUUGGCACCUUACUAAUUAUUGUUUUAUGCCUUGUUGCUGCAUAUUUCCUGGCUGGUAUAGUUUACCGAUUUUUCUUCCUCGGGAUUCGUGGGAUAGAUAUUAUCCCUAACCUGGACUUCUGGAUCAGCUUGCCAAGGAGAACACAGAGUCUGUGUUCAUCUUUGGUGAGGAGGUUUAAGGGUCCGUCCCAAGGUUACCGAAGCUCCUAUUCUCCUGUGAACUUCUGAGAUCAUAUUUUCAAUUUAUCUGGUGAGUUCAUUGCGGAUAAUCUCAGAUAUGAGGCGAGCCUUCUGCUGACAACUGCAGAAAAAUUCCUUUUCAGAUAUCCAAUUGGUCAGCUGAGCUUCCUUGAUAUGUAAUAUUCCACAGAAACCUGUAAUUCUUGUUCUGAAUGUCCCUCCGUGAAUUUAAUUUGUAACAUUCUUUUAUCCGUCUCUUUAAAGAAAAAGAGAAAGAGGAGGAAGAUAAAAAAAAAAAAAAAAAAAAAAAAAAAGGGGGAAAAAAAAAAAAAAAAAAAAAAAAAAAAAGAUGACAGAAAGUCUAGCAUGAUUCUUAUUAAAAGAAAAGAGGGAUUAUAAUGGAUUUAUUCCAAUAAUUUUGGUAGACAUUCUUUGGUUGAUAAUCAGAUAAUUAAGUGAAAUUGUAACUUGCCUUUUGUUACUUUGA
Messenger RNA from Cajanus cajan (pigeon pea), 1441 nucleotides. RefSeq names its product autophagy-like protein. Lineage: Eukaryota; Viridiplantae; Streptophyta; Magnoliopsida; Fabales; Fabaceae. The record is from RefSeq and is a predicted model, not a curated record.